Messenger RNA from Rhineura floridana, 1860 nucleotides. RefSeq lists its product as uncharacterized. The transcript is spliced from 2 exons. The coding region runs from base 287 to 1162 and encodes 291 amino acids. The record is from RefSeq and is a predicted model, not a curated record. Lineage: Eukaryota; Metazoa; Chordata; Lepidosauria; Squamata; Rhineuridae.
AAAAGCACAAACAACUUGUCUUCCCCAGUGGUUGCUGUGCUCUCCACACGCACUCCCGAACUUUCCCAAAGAGCUACAUCCUGGAUACCUGUUACCUUUCCCUUAGUUACGAAGAAACUGAAAGCACUUUACUUGAAGGAAAAUAACAGGCUGCACAGCAACCGGUGAUGGGGCUCCUUCAACACUUGGUCAGUGCACUAUAAGGGGAAUAAUCUCAGCUCUCGAUGGAUCCCAUUGUGUGAAGCGAGAACCAACACCUAGCUGUAUUUUUUUUAAGUGUAAAAAAAUGGCCUACAAGUUGGAAGAGGUCAGCUUCUCAGCCUUGCUGUCUCUUCGGAGCCGUGUGGAUCCGAACAGAGAGCUGUUCUUCUGCCUGAAUCUCGCUUUGAAGCAACUGAGCCUGGAGCCACUGUGUAUAAGAAACAACACCCGGCUUAUGAUUGCUGCCGACCACACACUGAUAGAGUGGAUUUCUGGAAAAGGAGACUGUGAGAUCACAGUCUUCUACAUCCAAGGCAAACCCCAGUGUCAUGUCUCUGUGGCCACAUGGGAGCAAUACCUUGACCGCCUCUGCUCCCAGCCCCAGCCCUUGAGCCUGGGCAAUCUUCUCAGCACCCGUAGCAAGCUGCGUAGCUGGACCUUUUCUAACAAGGCUCUGUCCUUGGCUUGCUUUGAUGAAGCAGUGAAACGUUUCUCCAUGGAGCCCAGCUCCAUCAAGCAGGAUGCUCAAAUGCUGGUGGAAUGUGAUGGAUGGGUGGUGAAAUUUAUCUCUGGCCAAGGAGUCUGUGAGAUCUCUGUCUUUUUCUCAAAGGGCGUGCCAGAGUAUAACAUCCAAGUGAAGAGUGAGAAGUUCCUAGAGCGUCUUCAAAUGGGGGCUGUUCCACUGAGCUUGGAGAACUUAAGGAAGGUGAGGGAUGGAAUGGAGGAGGGAGAGAUAAAGAGCUGUUUUGACUUAGCCCUGUCAAAAUUCAAGCAGGAACCCCGGUGUAUCCAGGAGAAUGCCAAGAUGGUGGUCAUGGGCAACGAGGAAACACUUGUGUUGUGCUCUGGGAAGGAAGAGAACCAGAUCACAGUGAUCAGCUCUGAAAAAGGGAUCCACUACCAAGUAUCUGCACAGGGGUGGUGGGAGCUUGGAGCCAGGAUGCUGAAUAAGCUUUGGUGAAGAAUGGAUUUCGAUACAGGCAGCAGCAAGAACGGCAACAGGGCAAGCAGGAAUGCAGAAAAGCGCCCCCCCCCCAGUGUUUUGUAGCUCCUGGGUCUAAAUUUCUCUUGAGUGUUUUACAUAUACCGGGUAGAACGACCUGAGGCUUUUCUUACAUUUUUUUUAAAAAAACAUUUCCUCUAACACAGAGCCUUAUCUACUAAUAUAAAAACAAUGUGGAUUAAGAUUCCUCCAAUAUUAACCAUAUAGGAAGCUAAGUUCAGAAUCAAUUCUUGUCCCCAAAUAUUUGUGGAGGGGAGGGAUGGGACCAAUUGGCCAGUACCGGUUCGAAAGCAUUUCGUCAACCUAACUGGUCAGUACAGAUUUGAGUUCAUUCUUUGUCUGCUAGCUACUACUUUUACCAAUCCAUUUUUCCCCUCAAAAAAGAGAGGAAGAUAUUCAUAUUGAUAUUUUGAAAGGAAAUAUUAAUAAAAUUAUCAUUAAUAUUUUAGAGGCAAUAUUUAAAAAAAUCAAAAAUAGCCACAGAAAAUCACUACAUAAAAAUCUGAUCUGCAAUGACAGAGAAUAAGCAAAUUAAUGGAAAAUUCAGUACCAAAUCAAAUUAGGUGGAAUUCUAGCACAUCCCUAGCAGGGGGGAUUGCUGAGAAUGUUCUUUCUUCUCUUCCUUAUUAUCUUAAUAAACUAUCAGGGAGAAACAA